Aspergillus versicolor CBS 583.65 is the source of this 1824-nucleotide messenger RNA. RefSeq lists its product as uncharacterized. The coding region runs from base 1 to 1824 and encodes 607 amino acids. The record is from RefSeq and is a predicted model, not a curated record. Gene Ontology annotation, biological process: L-valine biosynthetic process. Lineage: Eukaryota; Fungi; Ascomycota; Eurotiomycetes; Eurotiales; Aspergillaceae. Gene Ontology annotation, molecular function: magnesium ion binding; acetolactate synthase activity; flavin adenine dinucleotide binding. Gene Ontology annotation, cellular component: mitochondrion; acetolactate synthase complex. The transcript has 4 exons.
AUGGGAAAGGAAUCUCUAAUCUUCAAACUAGAAGGCUUCUGGAAAGUACUCGGCCACUAUACGUAUACAAAAAUGUACACCGCAUCUUAUGCCUUCUUCGAGGCACUAUGGGAGCUGGGAGUCCGAAAUUGCUUCGUCAAUUUGGGCUCUGACCACCCCAGCAUCAUGGAAGCAAUGGCCAAGGGGCUGAAAGAGAAACCCGACGAGUUCCCCCGGAUCUAUACCUGCCCCAAUGAGAUGGUCGCCUUGUCAAUGGCUGACGGGUACGCACGAGUCACUAACAAGCCUCAGUGUGUCAUCAUCCAUGUCGAUGUUGGCACCUCCGGGCUCGGCGCUGCAAUCCAUAAUGCCUCAGCCGGCCGGGCGCCUGUACUGAUCUUUGCGGGUCUGUCUCCAUUCACACUGGAGGGAGAGCUGAGAGGAUCCCGCACUGAAUACAUUCAUUGGCUUCAGGAUGUUCCGGACCAGAAGCAGAUCGUGGCGCAAUAUUGCCGUUACGCUGGAGAGAUCAAGACUGGGAAGAACAUCAAGCAGAUGGUCGGCCGCGCCCUACAAUUCGCUACGAGCGAUCCAAAAGGACCGGUCUACUUGAUGGGGGCCCGCGAGGUAAUGGAGGAAGAUAUUCAGCCUUAUACGAUACAUCCCGAACACUGGGGGCCCUGCGAGACUGCCGCUCUUCCCGAGUCGCAUGUAAAAUUCAUUGCCGACAAGCUUGUUGACGCCAAAGAACCACUUGUUAUUACUGGCUACAGCGGCCGGAAUCACCAGUCUGUAAAACUACUUACCGACCUUGCAGAUGCAGUCCCCGGUCUGCGUGUUCUGGAUACUGGUGGCUGCGAUAUGUGCUUUCCCGCAGACCACCCAGGCUGGCUGGGUAUGCGAUUAGGAUCAGACCCUAGCAUCGAAACUGCUGAUCUGAUCCUUGUUGUCGACUGCGAUGUGCCCUGGAUUCCUACUCAGUGCCGACCACAGGAAGCGGCAACGGUUAUACAUAUUGACAUUGAUCCACUCAAGAAACUCAUGCCGUUAUUCUAUCUGCCCGCCGUCCGCAGAUACACAGCAGACGCCGCCACAGCCUUGAUUCAGAUCAUUUCGUUCAUUCGUUCUUCAACCAAUUUACAAGAGGCCUUGCAAUUGCCAGUUCACAAAGAGCGACUACACUCGCGGCAGGAACAGUACCAGCAACUCAUAAAAAGCCUUGAUGACAAGUGCACCCUUCCACCAAAUACCACUUCCUUUAACGCCUCAUUCCUGUGCCAGAAAUUGAGGGAGCUUGCGCCCAGCAAUACCGUAUACGCCGUCGAGGCAGUCACAAACUCAACCCUUGUAUCCGACCAAAUCCGCGCCACCGUCCCAGGCCAGUGGAUCAACUGCGGAGGAGGCGGCCUUGGAUGGAGCGGCGGUGGUGCGCUAGGAAUCAAACUAGCUGUCGACGCAGCAAAUCCAGACAAAAAGCCACUGGUGGUGCAAAUUGUCGGCGACGGGACAUUCCUCUUCAGCGUUCCGUCAAGCGUGUACUGGAUUUCCCACCGGUGCCAGAUCCCGAUUCUCACGAUCGUGCUCAAUAACAAAGGAUGGAAUGCACCGCGCCGGUCCAUGCUACUUGUUCAUCCAGACGGGCACGGAUCGAAGGCUGAUAACCGCGAACUGAACAUUUCAUUUGAGCCUAGUCCGGACUAUUCCGGCAUUGCGAAAGCGGCAAGCGAUGGGAAUAUCCAUGCAGCGCGGGUGAAAGACGUUGCUGAGUUGGGACGUGUCCUCAAGGAGGCUAUUGAGGUUGUCCGCGGGGGAACAUCGGCGGUCAUCGACGCGCAUGUUGCGUGA